CGAGAAGCAGAACCCUCUACCGAAGCUCAGUGCAACUCAUGAGAGGACCACCAAUGUCUGUUUGUUUCCGAAGCGUUCGCAAUCGAACACGAUGACAAGAAAGGUUAUUGCGCCAUGCCGAGCAGCAAACACAGUGAUGGGUCUCUGCACGACUGGCAAAACGGGGAGUACAAUCCAGAUAGAGCGCCCAGGGAAGCGGCAAUGCCCGAACGUUGAAGGCAAACAAUCCAGAGAGAGAGAAGAUGUACAGGACAUGAGCGAGAACUUUGUUGUGAAAGAAACGCUCUACGAUAGCGUGGUGCAAGAAUUGCGUGACAACGACACUGAGGAAGAGGAACCCAGUGACGACGAUGAGGAGGAGGGCGAAUCGAGCGAUGACGAUGAUGAUGAGGAGGAAACGAACGAGGAUGCCGAUUCAGAAGACACAGACUCUGAGGAUGAUGAAGGGAAGAACGAGUUGGGAAUUGAUGUCGACAUGUUCAAGAAGAGUCUAUCUGGAGAACUUUUGUGAAAAGCGAAGCAGAUAAUAGCACAGGAGGUGAGAAGAGGACUGUACAGCAAAUCAAGCAAGAGUGAAAAA
Molecule: messenger RNA, 580 nt
Organism: Chara braunii
Lineage: Eukaryota; Viridiplantae; Streptophyta; Charophyceae; Charales; Characeae
Source: the annotation of a GenBank genome assembly